GGCCAUAGAUCCUCAUCACAGCAACUUUACUUUCCCAUCCAACUACUCCUACACGAUUCCAAAUGGCACAGCAAUCUGUGGUGGGUGCCAGGCCGUGAACACGACGAGCAACGACACGGUCACAAACAUGACUGACUCCGUCGCCUUCCCCUACUCUCUCGGCGGCGGCAUUGCCGUUGGAAUCACCGUCUCCUCGGUCAUGUUCCUCAUCAUAGUGGGUAACAUCCUCGUGUGUGUCGCGGUAGGGAUAGAGAAGAAGCUCCAGAACCAUCAGAACUUCUUCUUGGUGUCCCUGGCGGCGAGCGACAUCAUGUUGGGUGUGAUGAUCAUGCCGUUCUCGCUCGCGUACGAGAUCAUGGGUUACUGGGUAUUCGGGCAGGUGUGGUGCGACAUGUGGCUGGCGUUGGACGUGUUCUUCUGCACGGCUUCCAUCUUCAACCUGUGCCUCAUCGCCAUCGAGCGCCACCGCUGUGUCACCAACCCCACCGCCUCCAUGGGAACAGGCAACCGGCGGCAGCUCAACCUGAUCGUCGGGGCUUACAUCGCCGCAGCGGCGGUCUCUCUCCCUCCGCUGUUCGGCUGGAAGGAGGCCCAGCAGCCGAAGGGCGGGCUGCCGCAGUGCCCGCUGCGUGUGAACCCCGGGUACGUCCUGUUCUCGAUAACCAUGAGUUUUUACAUCCCGUUGGCGGUGAUGAUCGCGGCCUACGUGCGCCUCUUCCAGGCCACCCGUGCGCAGUUCAGGAAGAAGCUGGGCGCCCCGCGACAGGACAUCAGCCUGGCUUCAACUCCCACCUCGUCUCGCAAUAACCUGACACAAGUCACCACCAUCACCGCUCUGAGUUCCGUCAGCUGGUCCAGCAAGCGCCCCAACAAACUGGAGCUCAUCACUACAUUAGACGAACCAACAGGCACGACGAAUGUAGGCACUACCAGCCCAGUACUUGACAGCAGAGCCGAAAAGACCACCACAGUCACUGGCGUAAUCCAGCCGCAGACCCCCACGUUCAAGCCAAUAGGCGCUAAGAAACGGAAGAGUAAGAAAGACCCUCCGAGUCUCAGCCGGGCUCGGCACGUGCAGUCCAGAGAACGCCGCUUCACGCUGAUCAUCGGGCUCGUCAUGGGGGCUUUCAUCGUCUGCUGGUACCCGUUCUUCCAGCUCUACCCCAUCAAGGUCCUGUGCAAGUCGUGCCACGUCCCUGACGAGGUGUUCGGGUUCUGGUUCUGGGUGGGAUACUGCAACAGCGCGCUGAACCCCAUCAUAUACACCAUCUUCAACGUGGACUUCAGAAACGUGGUCGUCCGUAUUCUGACGUGUGGCAAACAUGGCGUAACUCGACCCUAAAUGGGAGAAACACCGUCUGAAGAAGGAUAACCAAGAGUCAAAGACACUGUAGUUCAUGUCGAAUGACAACGAUGUGUCAGAACAUUUCUAUCAAAUUUUAUACCACAAAUUUAGUCAACAUAGUAAGAAACUGAAACAAAGGAACUUAACUACUCAUAAAGAUUCUGAAAGUUGAUCGAUUGUAAGAUGAAGAGAAGACGCAGAUAGGAAAUCUGCAUUAUACACACAAUUUAUAAUUUACACGUACACAAACAGAUACACAGACAGAGAAAAUCAGUGUAGAUAUGCCAGCUGUGAUAUUUAAGAGUAUUGGGUAUCAUCGUGUUAGUCGCAAUGUAUUUGGUCUGUACAAUGUGUUCCGAUAUACUCACAUAUAUGUAGUAUAAUAGUAAGUAACUUUAUAUACUAUAUAACACAAAGUGGUCUAUAUUGAAUAUCAACGUUCUUUAAUAUUUAUUUAUUCACAACCACUUUAUUCACAGCGUUUACGACGAGUAUACGUUUAAAUGACGACCGUCUGUCAUCUUCGUCACAGCUAAAAUGACUGGUUCGCUGUGCACUGAAGCUAGAUGUUACUGCUGACAAUGUGUCCCCAAUCGUAAAGUAAUUGAGACAUACAUAG
Branchiostoma belcheri (Belcher's lancelet) is the source of this 1964-nucleotide messenger RNA. RefSeq names its product alpha-2C adrenergic receptor-like. Gene Ontology annotation, biological process: adenylate cyclase-activating adrenergic receptor signaling pathway. NCBI's taxonomy places the organism in Eukaryota, Metazoa, Chordata, Leptocardii, Amphioxiformes, Branchiostomatidae. Gene Ontology annotation, molecular function: G protein-coupled receptor activity. The transcript has a single exon. Gene Ontology annotation, cellular component: membrane. The record is from RefSeq and is a predicted model, not a curated record. The coding region runs from base 128 to 1342 and encodes 404 amino acids.